AGAGUAGAAGCGCCUCUGCGAAUCAGUAUCAGUGAACCUCAGAGAUCUUCACACUUACUCAGCCCCUAUAUUCUACGUGGGUCCCUCACCUGCUUCCGAUUCACCACCGUCUCUGCCGCCAAGAACCCCUCUUCAGAAGGAACUGAUGGUUGCUCUUAAUAGAUACUUGGGCAUGUUAGUUUACAAGGUUUAAGCAUUAUGAGGUUUCUGUUAUGUUCAGCUUGAUACAUAAACAAACGGUUUGGUCCUGUCUCAAUCUAAACUAGUCCAAACAACUCCUCAGGGUUUCUUAGUUUCUUUCCUCAGCCAUUUUUGGUAGCCAUGAAUCCAAAUCACUACCAACCUACAUCUCCCUGGCCUCCAAUGAUUCCCCCCAAUGCUCCUAUGAUGCCACCCAACACUCCUAGGAUGCCCCCUAAUACUCCUAUGAUGCCACCCAAUAUUCCUAUGAUGCCACCCAAUGCUCCUAUGGUGCCGCCCAACCCUCCGGUGACGAGUACUUUCUGGGAGACCACGAAUGUGCGUGAGCAGCUCAAGAAUUUGCAGGACACUCUUGGUCUUGCAAAAGCAAUGCAGAAAGAGCUUGAGAUGCUGAUGUUAGUUAAAGAUGGUCAAGAGUCUGGUGAUGAGGCUACUGUGAGUCGGUUUGAUGAGUUUUUGAGAGAUAGGAAGAUCGAUUUGGAGUCCCAAGUGUUGCGAUCAGUGGAAGCUGCAAACUCAGUAAUGGCUAAACUACGAGUUGAGAUUGAACCGUUUAGAUCGAUCACGCAUGAAAUGUGUCCCUGGGAGGAAAAAUCUGCGGCUGUCAGAUUAUCCAAUAAGAUAUGCAAGUCCAAGAGGAAUAAAGGUUGGAGGAAAAGAAAGAGGAAGCGCAUUGCGGAGAUGAUUGCAAAGGAACGUGAAGGAUUUGAUGAAGCUGAUCGCAAAGCUGAUGAAUGGAGAGCUAGGGAAAUUGCUCAGGAUAUUGCCAAACGCAAGAUGGAAGACAUGAAGAAAAUUGCAAGCCUUAAAGCAAAGGAAGAGAGAAAGAGACUAGAAUCCGAGCUUGAGACGGUAUUGAUCGUUGAGAAAUUGCAAGAAUUGCGCUCUAUCAGGAUUGAAAAAAUGAAGAAACAAGGCCAUUUGCUCCCAAAAGAGAAUGAUAAAUUUGUUGAAAGAGUACAAGCUAGAGUUGAGGAGGAGGAUCAUCAAGCAAUCUUGGCAGCUGACAUGGAUGCUGCUAGGGACGCCAUUGCAACUGCUGAGAAAUCAAGAAACACAACCGAGAAUUUCAGACCGGACUCCAUAAACAAUAAUAAAGGCGAGAAUGAGGAAAGUAAAGGCCAGACAAUUCAAAGCAUUAAUGAAAGCGAGUCUACUGCAAUUGCUAACAAGGAAUCUGGAAAACAAGUUCUACAACGAGAGGGUGUUAGUGGAGCUUAUGAUGCUGUGGCAAAUUUACCUAUGGAAUUUUAUCACUACUAUCAUGGCAGCAAUACUGAUAUGGGCACCCUUAUUGAGGUGAGAAGAACAUGGGAUGCCUAUAUAAGACCAGGAGGAAGCCGGAUACCAGGACACUGGGUUCAACCUCCACCUCCUGCAGAUGAUAUCUGGGCGUCUUACCUUCUGCAACCUAAAUGAUUGGACUGUUGAUUCAGGCAAAUUUUGCUGAAAAAGUGGCGAAAGGUUGUCUACUGAUCGAGACUACUUAAGUAGCAGACGCUUAACAAGGAUUUCUGUUUUUGGUCUGUUAGGGGUUAGGCAUAGAAUGUAUAGUUCUUACUGGAUUGUCAACAUACAUAUCUACUAACAGGUG
Molecule: messenger RNA, 1795 nt
Organism: Fragaria vesca subsp. vesca
Lineage: Eukaryota; Viridiplantae; Streptophyta; Magnoliopsida; Rosales; Rosaceae
Exons: 9
Coding region: 322-1620 (432 amino acids)
Source: RefSeq, a predicted model, not a curated record